CCCUUCCCUCCCUCCCUGCCCCCCACUUUCCGCCCCUUCCUCCUCUGUUCGCCUUUUCAACCCGCCUCCGCUUCAUCUUCCUUCUUGGGGGAGGGGGACGCCUCUGCCUUUCGGGGGACGCAGCAGGCGCGGCGGGCGCCCCUCGCCCCGCGUCGCGCACGCACCUCUGCACCCCAACAGCCCCGGGCCCGCUGCACCCCCGCAGCCCCUUCCCGCCUUGGAGAAGGCGCCCCUGGGGGCCCCUGGCCCGCUGCACCCCCUUUUCCUUCCUCCCCCGCCCCCCCAGGCCCCAACUGCCCCCUGGCAGCUCCCCAGCUCGCGCGCGGCCCUACCCGACUCGGCGGCGUCUGCAUCCCGGCCUUGCAUCCGCUCCGCAUCCCCUUUCCUCCUGAAUCGUCGCCCCUUCGAGGACCCAGCCUGGUUUCUUUUUAGGAUCUUCCAGCAAAGACGCAUCCCUCCGAUCGUCCUGGAUGGUGCCCCUUCCCGUCUUUUUAGACCCUUCCUCUAGCAAGAAAAUUCACUUUUCUUUCUCGCAUCUGUCCUCCCUUCGAGAUCCCUUUCCAGCAAACAUCCUUUCUUCCCUCCCAGCGUCCCCCUUUUUGGAAGAUCUUUGUCCUUAUCCCGAACCAACUCGGUCCUCCCAGUUUCUCUCUCGUCUGAUAACUUAUUUUUUUGGACUCUCUUCGCCAGCUUUCCAAUAAGAAUCGCUUUUCAUCACUAGUUCCGCCUCCCUGCAAAACCCUCUAGGUUUCUUCCCAGGGGGUCGAGAAAAAUAAGGAAAGAAAGAAAAAAGAACUUUCCCGUAACAGCAAAACCCUUUUUUUUUUCCCCGCCUGGAUCUCCCCGGGCAGAAGAAGUUGGAUGAGUGUCCUGAAUGUCCCACCCAGCGUACCAGGAGGGAAGAUCCCGUGGUCUGACCGUCAGCUGAACCCCCCUCCCUGUGGGGCCUCAACGGGCGGCCUGGUCCCUGGAGAUUCGCUCACUUGCUCUUCUGCAGGAGUUAGACGCCACCCAGGGCUCUCUCCUCCCUGACACCCUACACGGCCUUGCUCAUCUGGAGAGUGCCUCUUGGCCAAGACCUGGCGCCGGAGAGCCAUGGACCAGUACACCCUUGGGGACGAGGGUGCCCUUCCCUCGGAGACGCACCUCCCUUCGUUCUCCAAGAGCCAGGGGCUCAACUGCAGUGACACCCUCAACCGGGACCUGGGGCCCAGCCCACGAGACCUGCUCUAUGCUGACCUGAGUAGCUCCGACCUGGACCCCAGCCUCCCAACGCCCGAUGUGCCCGGCGAGGCCCUGGAGGACAACUUGGACACCCUGUCCCUGUACUCAGGGAGGGACGGCGAUUCCGUGAAGCUGCUGGAGGAGUUUGCAGAUCCGGAGUCCCAGACUUCCUUACAAGACCUGGGGCUCAGCGCGCUUAAGAUGCCCAAAGACGCUGACAACGGAGGCAGGGCUACCUCAGGGAGCGCCCGGAAGGGACGGCGGCCGCACAGCUCCCCGCAGAACCCGCUCCUGGACUGCAGCCUGUGCGGGAAGGUGUUCAGCAGCGCCAGCUCGCUCAGCAAGCACUACCUGACGCACAGCCAGGAGAGGAAGCACGUGUGCAAGAUCUGUAGCAAGGCCUUCAAGCGUCAGGACCACCUCACGGGGCACAUGCUCACCCACCAGAAGACCAAGCCGUUCGUGUGCAUCGAGCAGGGCUGCAGCAAGAGCUACUGCGACUACCGCUCGCUGCGCCGGCACUACGAGGUCCAGCACGGCCUGUGCAUCCUGAAGGAAGCGCCCCCGGAAGAGGAGGCCUGCGGGGACUCGCCCCACGCCCACGAGGUGGCCGGCCCCACUGCACCGGGCGGCCUGCGCUCCCUGGGGCCCCCGGAAGCCAGGUCCCCAGGCUCCCUCUUGCCCAACAGAGACCUCCUGCGCUGUAUUGUGAGCAGCAUCGUCCAUCAGAAGAUCGCUUCUCCUGGCCCAGCCCUGGCGGGGCCUUCGGACAGCGGCGAAGGGAGGAGCGUGGCCUACCCCUGCCCGCCCUCAUCGGGCUCCUCCUGCACCACAGCGGCCUCGGGAAUCCUGGGCCCUGAGGUUCCCGAGGAGCCUUGCCCCCCACGGAAGGAGCCCACUGCUGCCGACGUGUUCACCACCAUCCACUCGAGGGCGGCGGAGAAUGGCGGCGCUGACCCAGCCGAGUCGGAGCCGUCGCUGCUCCAGCUCCCGUCCUCCCUGGAGGGCUGGCCGGAGGGCGGCCCCCUGCCUGCCUGCCUGCCUGUUUUCCGAGGCCAGACGGCGUCUGCCAGUUCCCAGCCAUCGAGCCACAACUUCAAGUGGCUCCGGAACCGGCCCGGCUGCCCCAGGAGCAAAGGGAACAACAUGUUCACUGUCCACAAGCUGCCUGCGCUGCCGUCCCAGGAGGGCUCCGAGUCCUUCCCUGUGGGGGAGCCCUCGCCUGGCCCGGGCACCAGCCUGGAGGACACGCUGCCCUUCCCUCCCUCGCUCCUGAAGGCGCCUGCAGAGGCGUCGGGCGACCCCAGGUAUGCCAGUGGGGAAGACGACCCCUGGGCUUCCAAGAAGAGCAAGUUUGACUGCGACUCCUUCGCGUGGCCGAGCCCUGGGGAGCCCGGCCUCCAGGGUGUCCAGAAGCCGAGUGGGCUGCCGUCGUCGGAUGCCACACCGCUCUUCCGGCAGCUGUUCCUGAAGUCGCAGGAGUCUGUGGUGAGCCACGAGCAGAGGCAGGUGUUCCAGAUGCUCACCAAGUCCCAGCGCAUCUUCUCCCAUGCCCAGGUGGCCGCAGCCUCCUCCCAGCUCCCCGUGCCCGAGGGCAAGCAGGCCGCCCUGAAGCCACUGCAGGGGCCGUGGCUGCAGCAGCCCCCGGCCCUGGCACCCGCUGUUGACUCUCUCCACCCUGGCCCUGGGAACCCGGAGCCAGAGGGAUCCCCAGCCCGCAGGAGGAAAACCGUGCCCGCCUUCCCUAGAGAGGCCUCCCCAGCCAAUGUGAGGCGGGACUCAAAGGGAGGGCCCAAAGUGGCCGCUGCUGCACAGUCCCUCACAGCGUCAUCUCUGGACCCUCCCGGGAAUCCAGACAUCUCUCUGGCCAAGCAGUUGAGAUCUUCGAAAGGAACCUUGGACCUGGGGGACGUCUUCUCCCCCGGGGGCCCACGGCAGACCCAGUUAGGUGGGGACGAGCUGCCCGGAGCCCAGCUCCCCGGGAAGCAGGCCCAGGCUGAGAAUGGCACGGCUUUGGGAGCCACGAAGGGCGAAAAGGGCCCGGCCUGCUCCCGGGGCGGAGGCUACAGGCUCUUCUCCAGCAACCCCAGGGCCCAGCGCUUCUCUGGCUUCCGGAAGGAGAAGGUGAAAAUGGAUAUGUGCUGUGCGGCGUCUCCCAGCCAGGUGGCCAUGGCCUCCUUCUCGUCCACCGGGCCUCCGGUGGACCCCCCCCGGGACCCGAAGUCCAAGCUGACGAUAUUCAACAGAAUCCAGGGUGGGAACAUCUACCGGCUCCCCCAUCCGCUGAAGGAGGAGAACACGGCGGGCGGAUGUAACCAGCAAAACGGGGGCCCUGCAGACUGGGCAGAGCCGAGGAGCACUUACGUCUGCAAGAAUUGCAGCCAGAUGUUUUAUACCGAGAGAGGGCUGGGCAGCCACAUGUGUUUUCACAGCGACCAGUGGCCGUCACCUCGAGGGAAGCAGGAGCAGCAGGUGUUUGGCACAGAGUUUUGCAAGCCCCCAAGACAGGUGCUGAGGCCAGAGGGGGACGGGCAGAGUCCCCCGGGAGCCAAGAAGUCUUUGGACAACACAGCCGCAGCCUCUUGGGGGACCCCUGUGUCUGUGCCUGGGGCUCCAGCGAGCCGACCCCUGGGGAGCACGGCCAAGGGACAAGAGAAAGACGGGGACGAGAGAGACAGCAAGGAGAGCAGCCAGCAGAGAAGGCGGAAGAAGCGCCCGCAGCCCAAGGUGCUGUUCCUGCCUCCACCGCCCUCCGCGCCUGGGGAGCCGGGCCCAGGAGGCUGCCACCAGAGCUGCCUGCGCUCGCCCGUGUUCCUGGUGGACCGCCUCCUGAAGGGGCUGUUCCAGUGCUCGGCCUACACGCCGCCCCCCAUGCUCAGCCCCAUUCGCGAGGGCUCGGGGCUGUAUUUCAGCACGCUCUGCGCCGCGUCUGCCCAGGCCAGCCCCGACAAGCUCCUCAGCACCCUGCGCGGUCAAAUGGAUGGUUCUUUUGGCAUCUGUGUGGUGAAGGACGACACUAAGAUCAGCAUUGAACCACACAUCAACAUAGGAAGCCGGUUUCAGGCGGAGAUCCCAGAGCUCCAGGAGAGAUCGCGGGCUGGAAUUGAUGAGCAUGUCGCUUCUCUGGUCUGGAAGCCAUGGGGAGAUGUGAUGACCAACCCAGAAACGCAGGAUAGAGUGACUGAGCUCUGUAACGUGGCCUGCUCCAGUGUGAUGCCCGGCGGGGGCACCAACCUGGAGCUCGCUCUGCACUGUCUGCACGAAGCCCACGGCAACGUUCAGGUUGCCCUGGAGACCCUCUUACUGAGAGGACCGCAGAAGCCGCGGACGCACCCCCUCACCGACUACCGCUACACAGGUUCGGACAUCUGGUCGCCCAUAGAGAAGAGGCUCUUUAAGAAGGCGUUCUGUGCCCACAAGAAGGACUUCUACUUGAUACACAAGACGAUCCAGACGAAGACUGUAGCCCAGUGUGUUGAGUAUUAUUACAUCUGGAAGAAAAUGAUCAAGUUUGACUGCAGCCGAGCUCCCGGGCUGGAAAAGAGAGUCAAGAGAGAUUCGGAUGAGGUGGACAGGACAGAAGCAAAGGUCACUUGCAGCCCUCGGGAGAGACCCAGCCACCGUCCACCCUCUGAGUUAAAGAUAAAGACCAAGAGCUACAAGAGGGAGUCCAUCCUCAACUCCUGCCCAAACACUGGCCCCAAGCGGACCCCAGAGCCACCGGGGAGCGUGGAGGGCCAGGGCGUCUUUCCCUGCCGAGAGUGUGAGAGGGUGUUUGACAAGAUCAAGAGUCGAAACGCCCACAUGAAACGGCACCGGCUUCAGGACCACGUGGAGCCCAUCGUCAGGGUGAAGUGGCCGGUGAAGCCCUUCCAGCUGAGGGAGGAGGAGGAGGAGGAGAUCGGGGCUGACAUCGGGCCCCUGCAGUGGUGACUCUGGCUGGCAGCCGGGCGAGGCAUCCGGUCGCGGAGGGGACCUCCAGCCCUGUCACGUCACAUCUCCCUUCAGCCUCUCCAAGGUGUUUAGGGCACCCCUCUGCCCUCCCCGACCCCAACUCUCCCCCACUGGUCAGCCCAGCUUGCACACAUGGCAGGCAUUUGGUCACAAAUAGGCAGGAGAAGCACACGGUCAUCCGUGAAGUCCGUGUCGGCUGGUGCCGGAGGCUCCAUUCUCUCUAGGUUAAUAGUCUCUCCUCUUUCGAUUCCACUCCUCCCAGGGCAGGGAGGCUCUGGGAGGGACCACGUUAGAUCUGCGGAGCUCUUAAAUCUCAGCUCAGUUUGAGGGUUUUGUUCCAUUUGUUAGAUAAAGCCAAGACAUAGAGAAUCAGUGGGAAAAUACCUUCAGAUCUCCAACCUGUUGGGGCCCCCUCACCUUGGGGGUCUCUCUGCAUUCCAAAUUCAGUCCCUAGUCUUGCAAUGACUUGUACAUUGUUAGGUUUUUUUUGUACGUGUCGACUUGGAAAUCUUAUUAAAUUGGGUUCUUGAGCAGCU
Messenger RNA from Equus caballus (horse), 5714 nucleotides. RefSeq names its product zinc finger protein 541 (gene ZNF541). Gene Ontology annotation, biological process: regulation of transcription by RNA polymerase II; negative regulation of DNA-templated transcription. Gene Ontology annotation, molecular function: transcription corepressor activity. Gene Ontology annotation, cellular component: histone deacetylase complex; transcription regulator complex. The record is from RefSeq and is a predicted model, not a curated record. NCBI's taxonomy places the organism in Eukaryota, Metazoa, Chordata, Mammalia, Perissodactyla, Equidae.